AUGAAGAUGUUGAACUACACUUUCGUCAGCCUCACACCGUCGCAACUCGAAGAACGGCGCCGGCAACUUGAUCUCUCGGGCCUGUACGCAUGGCUGAGCCCCAUCACGCUCCUUGUCAGCAUAUACUUCUGUCGUCAAGUGUUCAGAUCAUGUGAUAGUGUGUCCCGACUCAUACGGACUGAUCAGCGUCCACCAACUCCACGGCGCAGUCUUGGGCAACACAGUAAGAAUGCGCCAUAUCGUUCUCCCUCUUCGUGGGAAUUCGAGAGCCUCGUUCGUCAGAUACGAUGGAUUCUUGGCACGACCACGGCGACGGACUUUGGCCCUCUAUCCACCCAAGUCGUCGGUCUCCUUUACUUUCUCUGGCUCGUCUACCUUGCCUUCCGCGCGACUGGCACAGACUACAUGCAUCUCACCAAGUCGUUCGGCCAUAUCGCCGUGUCCCAAUUGCCCAUCCAUUACCUGAUGGGGGCAAUCAAGUCUCCAAAUUCACCAAUUACUCUAGCCACCGGACUGGGUCAUGAACGAUUGAAUGUGUUUCAUCGCCUCCUGGGCCGUAUCAUCCAUGUCCUGCUGAGCAUCCAUGCGGUGCUGUAUCUGCAUUUCUUUAUCAGAAUAGGUGUCCUGGCCAAACGCCUUCGAGACCGCGAUGUCCGCUUCGGCCUGGCUGCCUUUGCCGCGGUCACUCUUUUGGCGGGUCUUGCGCUGCCGGCUGUGAGAAAUAGGGCUCGGGGAUGGUACCAUGCUAUCUUUUACAGAAGUCAUGUUCUGCUAAGCGCCUUGAUCUUGCCUCUGGUUUGGGUCCAUGUGCCCUACCCAAGCGUGAGGCUGUAUAUUGCGCAGACAGGCUUGAUUUGGGUUCUUGGAGGGCUUCUGAGGCGGAGUCGGCAGUGUCAGAAAGUCAAGGCCACGUGUGACUUGCUUGCGGGAGGAGGCGAUAGUGAUGUCGAUCUGAUCGGUGUCAAUUUCACAGUAUCCGCGUCAAGUCCCUGGGCUAGGGCUCAGCCAGGACAACAUGUUUAUUUACGGCAAGCCAGCGGCCGAGUGUACUGGAAACUGUUACAACCGAGGAACCCAUUCACAAUUGCGAAUAUGCGAGCCGUCGUGCAUGCUCGAGACUAUGAAGGCGACGGUAAGAACGCGCCUAAAGGAGCCGGUGAAACGGAAAUCCAGCUCGUGCUGAAGAACACCGGUGGACCGCAGACGUCAUAUCUCGCAGAUGUUGCAAGGUCGGCGGCAAGCUGGAACGAUGACGACGACAACAACAACAACAGCCACACAGACAGCGAAGAAAGGGGCAGGAGGGAAAUCAACCCUUCUACUACUCCUACCACUACAAGAGCAGCCGCUGUUUCUGAUCCGUCCACUGUGGACUUACUGGUUGAAGGACCAUACGGCGGAUCGGGGAUAUAUAUCCCACGACUCCUUGAGGAGAUGAAAUGGGUUCAACCCGAUGGCAAUGCUUCUGCUGCUUCACAUGGCCCAAUCAUACUCAUUGCAGGCGGGGUCGGCGCGACCUACAUCAUUCCAAUAUACCUGGCUCUCAUGGCCGCGCAGACUCAAAGCGCUUCAGACCCUGCAUCAAGGCCGUCGCUGUCUAGUCCCGGCUCAAGAGGAGACCACUCCCCUGACAACGAGGAACGGAACAGUCGGGGUAGGGGACGUACCAUCAAGAUGAUCUGGCUGGUCAAGACCACGGCCGCCGCUCAAUGGGGAAUCGACAUUCUGACUCAGAAGUCGCAGCAACCUCAAGGACAACAAUGGACAGUCGUUGGCCAAGAAGAUAAGGCUCGAGAUUCGACCCCAGACGCAACCGUGGAUAUCUACACAACACAACAAGACGGAUAUACCUUCGGGGACUACCAGCUGGUCACGACAACAACAUCCGUACUGACGCCGGCCACUGGCACUCGACACGCAGUCAUAAAGAUCCAUCGACUCGGCCGCCGUCCGGACUUGUCAACCAUUGUCGCCGAUGCUCUGACACCAAGUUCUUCUUCUAUCUCUGUCUCAGACUCUGUUGCUUGCUCUGGCGGUGACGCAACUGGCGAAUCGAUGUCAACAUCAAGUCAAAUGCAGACCCAGCCAGGAAAAGCGAUAGCGACAAAUGAUCAGGAUUCCGGGAUAAGGAACAGAAAACAGAAUCACGCCCAGCCACAGCGUCCAUAUUCAACGCUGUGGCCUCACAGACAUCAGCAACGGCAGGACUCGGGCGACGCGGAUAUCAUUAGAGUGCCUGAUGCGAGGGUCAGCAAGCAGGCGCAUUCCCAGCCAACUGCCAGUGUAUUUAUUUGCGGCCCCGCUGGUCUAGCAAGGAACGUGAGACGAAUUCUUGGGACCCAAGUCCGCGCGGGAAGAGAUAUAGAGGUGUUUGAAGAGGUGUUUGGGUUCUGA
Messenger RNA from Exophiala dermatitidis NIH/UT8656, 2394 nucleotides. RefSeq names its product metalloreductase Fre8. The coding region runs from base 1 to 2394 and encodes 797 amino acids. Lineage: Eukaryota; Fungi; Ascomycota; Eurotiomycetes; Chaetothyriales; Herpotrichiellaceae. The transcript has a single exon. The record is from RefSeq and is a predicted model, not a curated record. Gene Ontology annotation, cellular component: plasma membrane. Gene Ontology annotation, biological process: iron ion transport; copper ion import; intracellular iron ion homeostasis. Gene Ontology annotation, molecular function: ferric-chelate reductase activity.